AAAAAGGCAAGAGGGUGGGGAUCAGAAGAAGGUGCAAAGCCACAAAGUGUGAGUGCGCGUGUGUGUAAAGGUGUAUGUGUGAAAAAUCCGUUCCGGCACCCCUCUGCGCUGGUUAUUAUUUGUCUUGGUCGUUGUUUUUGUUGUUGUCAUUGACUUUGCUGUCAUCUAUUUUUCAGACCUUUCUGCAUCUAAGAUGGUGAAGAAAGGAGUGAGGAAGAGAACAAAAUAACCACUGGAAAGUCUCAAACCAGGUUGGGGAGUGUGUGUGCAUGUGGGGGGGGGUGGGGAAGGUAAAAAGGAAAGAGGAUUAACCACAGCAACCCCCCACCCAAAAACAAAAACAAAAACAAAAAAAAAAAACAAAAAAAAAAACCAAAAACCAAACCAACAACCAACAGCUCUUUUUGCUGAGGGAGGACUCGAAGGAUUAAAAGGCAGCAACUUCUGAGGCGAUUUGUCCCCUGAGUUAUGGAUGUUGGUGCACUUACUUCAGGCCAGAUCAGAGCUCAGAGGAAUCUAACCAGAAGCAGCAACCACCGUCUCUCCACUUGCCUUUUGCCAGGUUUUACCCUUCCAGUAUGUUUCAUUUGAUAAGACAUUUUCCAGCGCCCAGAGUUUCAGUACAAUGUGCAAAUGGAUACUGACAAAUGGUGCCUCAGCCUUUUCCCACCUGCCUUGUUGCUGCUUGCUGCUGCUCUUCUUGGUGUCUUCUGUGCCUGUCACCUGCCAUGACCUCGGCCAGGACAUGCUGUCCCCGGAGGCCACCAACUCCUCUUCUUCAUCAUCCUCCUCCUUCCCCUCGUCCUUCUCCUCUCCUUCCAGUGCGGGGAGACACGUGCGGAGCUACAAUCACCUCCAAGGAGACGUGCGCAAGAGGAAGCUCUAUUCUUACAACAAGUACUUUCUCAAGAUCGAGAAGAACGGCAAGGUCAGCGGCACCAAGAAGGAGAACUGCCCGUUCAGCAUAUUGGAGAUAACAUCUGUAGAAAUUGGAGUUGUGGCGGUCAAGUCUAUUAAGAGCAACUACUAUUUAGCCAUGAACAAAAAAGGAAAAGUCUACGGCUCUAAGGAGUUUAAUAGCGACUGCAAAUUGAAGGAAAGAAUAGAAGAAAAUGGAUAUAACACAUAUGCGUCCUUAAAUUGGAAGCACAAUGGAAGGCAAAUGUUUGUGGCCCUGAAUGGGAGGGGAACCACGAAGAGAGGACAGAAAACAAGAAGAAAAAACACUUCAGCUCACUUUCUUCCUAUGGUAGUCAUGUCAUAGAUGAACAAACCAUUUUUUUUACGCAGUUGAACCAAAGGCUGUUAUGUCAAGAAUAUUUGGUAAUUCGCUUAAAAGGUAGAAUGCGGCGAAGUAGCACAGACAUCUGCAUGUUUGAAGUGAGAGCAGGGGAAGCCUUUGAAGGUUUUGUACUUAUUGCUGGCACAUGAAAUACCUUUAUUUAGUUCGUUGUCAUAUCUUAUAAUCAAAAUGAAGCUGGAUCAAAGGGGAUGGAAUUUAUUGCCAGUGUGAACUUUUUUUUUUUUUUUUUAAUCACUGCAACAGACCUUGAUGGACAUAAGACAAUCUGUUGUGUGAUCUUCAUGGGGAAUGCUAUUUAUGGAAUACUAAUUCAUAUCAAAGUCCUUAAUUGCUCAUUCAAGCCUAAUGAUUCAAUGAACAGUUAGACACACAAGCUGGAAGCACUUGGGUCAUAUGCACAAAUAAUGACAUUUCUGGAGAAGCCUUGUGGACAAAUGGAUAGGAUAAGCAUAGUGUAUAACUGUUCUAACAAAAUGAAUAGUAUGGUUUGCCUGUAUGUCCUAAAUUCAUUUCUUUUUAUUUCUAAGUUAUUUAUUUAAUAGGAUGUUAAAUAUCUUUUUUAUUUUAAAUGUUUCCUCAUAUGCUUUUUUCCUAUUUUCCCUUUUUCGU
Messenger RNA from Cinclus cinclus, 1912 nucleotides. RefSeq names its product fibroblast growth factor 10 (gene FGF10). Gene Ontology annotation, biological process: secretion by lung epithelial cell involved in lung growth; fibroblast growth factor receptor signaling pathway; animal organ morphogenesis. The record is from RefSeq and is a predicted model, not a curated record. Gene Ontology annotation, molecular function: growth factor activity; type 2 fibroblast growth factor receptor binding; chemoattractant activity. Gene Ontology annotation, cellular component: cytoplasm. Lineage: Eukaryota; Metazoa; Chordata; Aves; Passeriformes; Cinclidae. The transcript has 3 exons. The coding region runs from base 626 to 1264 and encodes 212 amino acids.